This is a messenger RNA of Pichia membranifaciens NRRL Y-2026, 1062 nucleotides long. RefSeq lists its product as hypothetical. Bases 53 to 943 code for a protein of 296 amino acids. NCBI's taxonomy places the organism in Eukaryota, Fungi, Ascomycota, Pichiomycetes, Pichiales, Pichiaceae. The record is from RefSeq and is a predicted model, not a curated record. The transcript has a single exon.
GUUCAGUUUACUUUAUGACUAGUUACAAAGAUCGCCAGGUCAAUGUAUAAACAUGGCAGGUCGAGAAACAAUGAAAGGCCAACGCAAUUACAGCAAUUUAACCAAAGAUCAGCUAAUAUCUCACAUACUCCAGUUAGAGUCAGGAUUUCAAGACUUUUCGACGCAAUCAUCCCAGGUGGAGGAUUUGUUGCAGCAGCAGUUAAACUCUUGUCUACAGCAACUAGAAGAAAAGGACAACACAAUCCGAGAGAUGUCUACGCAACUUGAUAAGCUUGAGUCCACGCAAAUGCAAAUCACUGCACUGGAGACUGACAACGACUUGUUGGAGUCAACAAUCAGAAACGUGAGAGCACAACUAAAAUGUGAGGUCGAGCGACAUAACGAAUGUAUUGAAAAGAUAGCAUUUCUGGAAAGUGAACUGGAAUGGUUUAAGACCGCAUUGAAACCCAACAAAGAGCCCAAAACCCAUGCAGCAAGUACUAGUGAUGGAUUUACAGAUACCACGGGAACGGAAAAUUAUAUAAACAAAGGUGAAGAUGGUGGAGAAGCCAAAGAUUUGUGGCUGCGAGACUGGAAAAAGAAGGAAGAAUCGUGGACAGAUAAAAUAAACUUGUUGCAAAGUCAACUCGACGAGCUGAGCAAAUCAAAAGCUGAGCUAGAAAACAAGCUCCUGCAACAGCUUGGUACAGAGAAGCAGCCUGGCAUCACGGAUGAUCGUUUCAGUCAGCACUUGGAGAAAGAAUUGCAACAGCUAAUGGAACACCAAGACGAACUGGUCUCCUCUUUACGCCAAAGUGAGCAAGACAAAGAAGUGCUGAAAAACAAACUGAAGUAUCUUCAGAACAAGUACACCAAAGUCAGCCAAAUUUCUGCCAUGGUCAAACUCAGACAACGUGGUUUAGCCAAGGCAUACACAACACCAGCUCUGGAUCCCAUUGCAUAAGCUACAGUAUUAAUCAAAUUAACCCCAUAGCAUUUCAUUGUAUACUAGAUAGGAUUACGUAACUAUUUUGAAAUUUCAUCUCAUCAUAAUAAUAAUAAAAUAUUUUUACUCUAUUCCCA